AGGGAUCGGAGAGAAGGCUUCUUGUGCUCCGGUAUCUCUCCACAGCUCCGGCGGAGAUCUCCGAUCAGAUUCCGAAUUGCAUAUAAUCUAGUCCGCUUUCAGUUAUUCAGUGGACUAAAAUGGCUAGCACAGCAUGUUUUAUGAUCGUCAGCCGAAAUGAUAUUCCUAUAUACGAGGCCGAAGUUGGGACGGCUCCUAAAAAAGAAGAAGCUGCACAUCAGCAUCAGUUUAUCCUUCAUGCUGCUUUGGAUGUUGUUCAAGAUCUUGCAUGGACGACUAGUGCUAUGUUUUUGAAAUCAAUUGACAGGUUCAAUGAUUUGGUGGUGUCGGUUUACGUGACAGCUGGUCAUACACGAUUGAUGCUGCUUCAUGACUCGCGUAAUGAUGAUGGAAUUAAGAGCUUUUUUCAGGAGGUCCAUGAGCUUUAUAUAAAGAUUCUUCUGAAUCCUCUGUACCUACCAGGAUCUCGUGUUACAUCGUCACAUUUUGAUACGAAGGUCCGAGCUCUUGCAAGAAGAUACCUAUAAGAUUUCUUUGCUUUGUUGAAGCUUUUUCUUGUUAGCAGUUAUUGAUAUCCAUGGGGUUGUGUAGUAGUGUAUGAUGUUUUUGUAAUCUGACAUAUUAUACAAUGUUUUGAGUUCAAAUAUGUUUUAAAGUUUGCAUGCACUAGCAUAAACAUGUUUAGGGGCAAUUUGUGACACAACAUUAAAAGAAGGUUUUGGGUUGUCAAAUCUGAUCCGCUUAAUAAACAUGUCGUGUUCGGCUU
This is a messenger RNA of Helianthus annuus (common sunflower), 766 nucleotides long. RefSeq names its product trafficking protein particle complex subunit 2. Gene Ontology annotation, biological process: endoplasmic reticulum to Golgi vesicle-mediated transport. The coding region runs from base 120 to 527 and encodes 135 amino acids. Gene Ontology annotation, cellular component: cytoplasm; nucleus; TRAPP complex. NCBI's taxonomy places the organism in Eukaryota, Viridiplantae, Streptophyta, Magnoliopsida, Asterales, Asteraceae. The transcript is spliced from 6 exons. The record is from RefSeq and is a predicted model, not a curated record.